AUGGUUUCCAAGAUGGAGACUGGACUGGUCUCCUCUCCAAGAUCAAGAAGAGAAGCAGGAGAGAGCGAUCACACGUCUAGAACCCUAUGCAAGAGCUCAGUUGAGUUAAGGGAGGUCUUAGGCGAGAGCCGGAGUGGAGUUAGCUACCAAUCCUUAGUUGGGUACCAUACGGCACUCAUAGCAGUGGGGUUAGCUCAGGUUUUCUUAGUUAGCUCGCCUACGGUGGAAUGGAUACCAGUUAGAUCACCAGCUAAAGCUCCUGGUAUUGGUCUUUGCGAGAGGACUUGUCAACUCGUUCUAUGCCUGAUUGUCCAGGCUUCGGAUACUCUUUCCAUCAAUCCGAUGCAUAUGACCGGAAGAACUCGCCAGCUGCCUACUUGUACCCAUAGUACGGAGACUGGCUUCCGAAGUAGCUACGGACACUGCUAUUCCGCAAUGUCUACAACCAGUCUUGGGAAAAGGAGAUCAGGGAAGGCAAUCCAAUCUAAGGAAGAAGAGUUUGAACUAUGGGCAGCUGGAGUAGUAUAUGGGGAUCGCUCGUUAGGACAAGUCUUGAUCGGGGCACUUGAGGAGGGAGACUCUUGCCCGGAUUCGUUGGAGGGGCCAGUCUUUUGCUCGUUCGCCCCGUCUACCCGCUAUUGGAAUAGGCCACACGUCUUAGUCACCUUCUUCAGUGAAGGAAGAAGCCCGCCAGCUUACUAUACUAAGGGAAGAAAGAGGGGGAAGUCGCGCAACCAGACUCUUGUUCUUCCUCUUCAGCGGGGGAUGCUGCUUCUCGAGUUGAAGCUGCUAAUGCCCUAUCUUUCUUCUCUACUGCCUUUAGCUAUAGCUUUUCGGCUGAAUAAUUUGAAGAUUUGGCAUUCUCCAUCGGGAAAGCUAAGUGCCCCUAUUUAG
This is a messenger RNA of Striga asiatica, 894 nucleotides long. The record is from the annotation of a GenBank genome assembly. Lineage: Eukaryota; Viridiplantae; Streptophyta; Magnoliopsida; Lamiales; Orobanchaceae.